This is a messenger RNA of Heterocephalus glaber (naked mole-rat), 4016 nucleotides long. Lineage: Eukaryota; Metazoa; Chordata; Mammalia; Rodentia; Bathyergidae. The record is from RefSeq and is a predicted model, not a curated record.
GGCUGAGGGAAAGGGGCAAAAGAGAAGAACGGCGAGCUGCCAUGCCUUCACAGCCCCGGCGGGUGUGCGCUUCCCUGCUGGGGCUCUAGAAUUUCAGGCAGUCCUGGAAGCUGUGAGAGGAUCUCCUUUCCCGAGCCCGGAGCGCGGGACCUAGCGGGUACUUCCGGUGUGGAGCUUCGCGCUCAGCUGAGGGGUAUUUCAGCCAUCCAAAAACAACUUCACAUUUAUAUAAUGUAACAGAAAAGUUCUGAAAACAUUAAGCAAAUAGAAGUUUGGAGCGUAUUAAACAAGAUGAACGUCUCUGGAAGUGGUUGUGGAAGCCCUAGUUCUGCAGAUAUAUCUAAUGAUUUUAAGGAACUUUGGACAAAACUGAAAGAAUAUCAUGAUAAAGAAGUACAAGGUUUACAAGUAAAAAUAUCCAAACUGAAAAAGGAACGCAUUUUAGAUGCACAAAGACUGGAAGAGUUCUUUACCAAAAAUCAACAACUGAGAGAGCAACAGAAAGUCCUUCAAGAAACCAUUAAAAUUUUAGAAGAUCGAUUACGAGCAGGAUUAUGUGAUCGCUGUGCAGUAACUGAAGAACAUAUGCGGAAAAAGCAGCAAGAGUUUGAAAAUAUCCGACAGCAGAAUCUUAAGCUUAUUACAGAGCUUAUGAAUGAAAAGAAUGCUCUUCAGGAAGGAAAUAAAAAGCUUUCUGAACAACUGCAGAAGAUACUUGAGAAGGAUAAACAGCAUCAAGCAGCUGAACUUGAAUGUGAGGAAAAUGUUAUUCCAGAUUCACCAAUAACAGCCUUUUCCUUUUCUGGCAUUAACCGGCUACGAAGAAAGGAGAAUCUCCAUGUCCGAUAUGUAGAAAAAACAAAUACUAGAUUGGAGCAUUCUAUGUGUACAAAUGAAUUAAGAAAAGUUUCUAAGGCUUCAACUCUUUCACAACAUAGCCCUAAUGAAAAGGAAAUUCUAGUUGCUGACACUUGUGAUCAAAGUGACACUCCAGUGGCUGAAAUAUAUGGAACAAGAAGUUGUCCCACUGAUAAGUCAUCUUUUAAUUUAGCUACAGUUGUUGCUGAAACACUUGGACUUGGCAUUCAAGAGGAAUCUGAAUCUCAGGGUCCCAUGAGCCCUCUUGGUGAUGAGCUGUACCACUCUCUGGAAGAAGAUCACAAGAAACAGCCUUUUGAGGAGUCCAUGAGAAAUGCUAAAGAUAGUUUAAGAUUUUCAGACUCUACUUCAAAGACUCCUCCUCAAGAAGAAUUGACUCCUCGGGUGUCAUCUCCUGUAUUUGUACCUACGUCUACUGUGAAAAGUAGUUUGGGUUUGAAUACAAGUUUGUCCCCUUCUCUUUUAGACACUGGGAAACAAAGCCAUCUCAAAACAGCCCCUUUCAGCAGCACUUCUAUUUCUAGAUCAGAGAAAACUAGAUCAAAAUCUGAGGAUAGUGCCCUUUUCACUCAUCAUAGUCUUGGGUCUGAAUUAAACAAGGCCAUUAGCCAGUCAUCUUCUAGUAAGCAGAUUCUUAAAAAUAUAAGUGAAUCCAUAAAUGAACAGGAUAUUACUGAUCACACUAAAGAUACUGUGAUAGAUAAACAUAUAGUGUCCCUGAAAUCAUUGGGAGGCAGAACAUCCAAAAGGAAGAAAACUGAGGAAGAAAACGAACAUGAAGUAUGCUGCCCCCAAGCCUCUUUUGAUAAAGAAAAUUCUCUUCCUUUUCCAAUGGAUAGUCAAUUCUCCAUGAAUGGGGACCAUGUUUUGGAUAAACCUCUGGAUCUGUCUGAUCGGUUUUCAGCUAUUCAGCAUCAAGAGAAAAGACAAGGAAAUGAGACUUCCAAAAACAAAUUCAAGCAAGUGACUCUUUAUGAAGCUUUUAAGCCCAUCCCAAAAGGCUCAUCCUCAAACUAUAAGGCCUUGGAUGGGGGCUCCAUGGACUCCCCAGAGGAGUCCUGUCUACAGGAGUGUGUCCGCCAGUCUUUACGUAAAUCCCCUCCAGACAGUAAAACACCAUUACCUAUAAAAGAAGAAAAUUCCAUCUUCAAGAUCCCUCUACGUCCACGUGAAAGUUUGGAGACAGAGAAUCUUUUUGAUGAUACGAAGGGUGCUAGUUCUAAUGAGCCAAUAAAAGUAAAAACCAGAUCAGUUCAUGGAGGAUGUGAACUUGCAUCAGUUCUUCAGUUAAAUCCCUGCAGAAUUACCAAAACAAAGUCUAACAACCAAGAUGCAUCCUUUGAAAAUAUCCAGUGGAGUAUAGAUCCAGGAGCAGACCUUUCUGAGUAUAAAAUGGAUAUUACUGUAAUAGAUACAAAGGAUGGCAGCCAGUCAAAAUUAGGAGGAGAGACAGACAUGGACUGUACGCUGGUCAGUGAAAGCUUGCUUUUAAAGGUGAAGAAACAAGGGCAAAAAGGUGAAAAAAGUCCAAAUAGAGAAAGAAAGAUGAAUGAUAGCUUGGAAGAUUUAUUUGAUCGGACAACACAUGAAGAAUACGAAUCCUGUUUUGCAGACAAUUUUCCCCAAGUGGUAAAUGAAUUGGAGGAAUUAUCCACUGCCAUAAGGAAACCAAAUGCACAUGAUGAUAAACAAGAUAAAGUCAAGCAGAAAGCAUUUGUGGAGCCAUAUUUUAAAGAUAAUGAGAGAGAGACUAGCUUACGAAAUUUUCCUCAUAUUGAGGUUGUUCGGAAAAAAGAAGAGAGAAGAAAAUUGCUUGGGCACACGUGUAAGGAAUGUGAAAUUUAUUAUGCAGACAUGCCAGCCGAAGAAAGAGAAAAGAAGUUGACUUCCUGCUCAAGACACCGAUUUCGCUACAUUCCACCCAAUACACCAGAGAAUUUCUGGGAAGUUGGUUUUCCUUCCACUCAGACUUGUAUGGAAAGAGAAGCUGCCUAGAAAAAAGCCAUGAGAGAAGAGAUGAAAUAUAUCAGCUAAGCAAGGACUUACCUGAACUUCUUAGUUUUACCAUGAUCUGUAGACCACCCAGUCUUGUCUUGUGGUUUAAAAUACUGUGUUAAAAAAAUGAAAUAAAAUACGGAGUUUUAUGAAAAUAUGAUAUGUUUUCUGAGAUGUAACUGGAAAAUGCAAUGUUCAUAAUAUGUAUAUGAAUUGACUUUUAGGUUUAUGAUAGAUUUAAUUACUAGCCUACGGAUCUUAAGCCUACAGUUUUAAGUCAUAAACAUCCAAAAGGUUUACCCACAAGCAUUGAAUAAAUAUCAAAUAAGAUUACCAUUUAGAAGUUUUCAAAUUUGUCAUUUUAUGCUAUUCUCAUUUAAGAGUUCUGAUGGCCCAACUGUAUGAUUACUAUAUUUCCCCCAAAAUAAGACCAUGUCUUACAUUAAAUUUUACUCCAAAAGAUGCAGUGGGGCUUAUUUUCAGGAGAGGUCUUAUUUUUUCAUGUACAACAAUCUACACUUACUCAUUUAUUCAUGUACAAAAAUCUACAUUCAUUCAGAGACAGUGCUGCCAUCAUCUGGAACAUCAUCAUAACUCUCCAAACCCCAAAUCCCAGCCUGCAUUUCUUGCCACUUCAUUUCCUGUAGACCCAUUGGCCCCAGUCUGUUGCCCACCAGUGGUCCUCUCCUUGAAUGAGCACUUCUUGUCCAUGUGGCUUGCUCUUGGCGCCCUGGCAAUCCCGCUGUCAGCGAUUUUAGCCCAUGAAUUCUUCACCUGAGUCACAGCCUCUUCCAGGUUGGGCUUCACAGAGUUUCCGUCGAAUCUAGUGUGAAUUGAAGACUUAACGACACAGGAGUGGCACCAAAAAUAAUUAAUUAAGGAUGAUGGUCCAUUCAAAAGCAAUGAAAAAUUUCAGGCACCAAAAUUUUAAAAACAUUUUAUUUCACAUGAAUGCAUGAAGUGUGUCCAUCACAACACACAACAUACUGAAUUAUGAAGAUUCAUAUUGGACAAUCACAUCCAUUCAUUAUCAAGUGUGCACAUUAUUUGUGCAUUGUGUCUGUGCUCUGCUCAUUCAGCAAUAAGUCUCGAAGUCAUCUGUUUACGUAGGUGGUUACCUCUCCAAAGGCACUCGUUUAGGU